UCGCAGCGCUUUAGCGUACUCGCGCGCUCACUGAGCAGAGCAGAGCAGAGCGCGUGGAUGCAGAGUGAGCGAGGCGCGCUCGCGGGAAACUUUGUUUUGGCGUUCAGCUUCACGGACAGCGACGCGGUCACCGAGUUUGGACUCUGCAACCGGACAAACAGAUUAUGAGCUGAGUGAACAGCCCGAGGAGGAGUGCACGAGAAGGUCAGCUUGUGCUGUGACAUCAUCAUCCCCCGCCAGGUGGCUUGAGCCUCCCUCGACCAUGGAUGUGGGCAGUGAAGUGGACCUCUCCAACGGCAACAUCGCCCCGCUGUGGAAGAAGCGCUCGAAUGGCCACAUCAAGCCCAGACCCCUGAGUUAUCAGAUUGAUGGGUUCAUGACAGACUUCCCCACAGGGUCCACAGAAAAGCUUUCCACUCCAGCAGCGGGCACUGCUGUGUUUAAGCAUGUCCUGAACAAACCAGCCACACGCAAGACUCGCGUGGUGCGGAGCAUCAGCAUCGGGCGCCUGACCGACGGACGGUUUUCUUUGGUUAGGUUCGGGUCAGAGGACAGUAAAGAGUCAGUAGACAAUCAGCUGCCUAAAACACCACCCACCUGUUCAAAGGUUGGAAAUGGCUUGAGCAUCCGUGACCCACUGAAGCGCCUGUCCGGCCCGGUCACUCUCACCACUCAGAGAGACCAGAUUGUGUUUCGGGACUCACCAGGGAACCCCCAGGAAUCAAACUCUCCGUCCCAGGAUGCCCCCCGCCUGGUCGCCGCUCCAGAGGUUCGCAGUUCUCCGGUUGCCCUCCGGACACCCUCAGCCCGCAGCUCCACCUCCAGCAUCCCCUCCCUCUCCUCUCCCUCCUCUUCUGCCCCCAGCACCCCAUCUGAACCGGCCACGCCGCGCACCCCGUCACCCUCCGACAGUGGCAGUAUGGUGCUCUUGCGCCAGUCCUCAGGCUCCUCCCAGGGCUCUGAAGGCAAGCCACCUACACCCGCUGUGGUCCUCAGCACGCAUAGCCCGGUGGCGCUGAAGAUGGGCACGCAGCAGCUCAUUCCACGUAGUCUGGUCUCAGAAACGCGUCCCAGCAAGGCAUCCCAGGCUGGCCCUGAGCGGCAGGGCCUCGGGGGGCUGCUGGACCCCCCUAAACGCGCCCUUCGCGCCCGCAGCAUGGUGGAAAGCGGCGCCUUCUUCUCCACCAGCAGGGAAGAUGAAGAGGAUGCAGAGGAAAGCCCAGGGCUGCUACGGAGAGGCCUGCGGUCCACAUCAUACCGCCGGGCCGUGGUCAGUGGCGUAGACUUGGACUCCCCAUCUGCCGAUCUAAAGAAUCACCGGCUGUCUCAGCCGGUCUUCAAAGGAUUAACAGAGGUCAAGGAAGGGCCAGGGAGCCCACGGCCAGCAAAGAGCAAGAGUGGAGAGAAGAAGAAGAAGGGGCUGCAGACUCAGAGGACGUUUGACAGUGAAGAGGAUGAGGUUCUCUAUCAGAACUACCAGGAGAAGGCACUGCACAACGACUCAGAUGAGGAUGCCGAGUCCAGAGAAGCCAAGCCAGAUGAUAACAUCGUGGUCCAGAGCAAACUCAUCCGAACCUCGUGGAGUCAGCUCAGUGUGGUUAAAAAAAAUGGAGUGGCUGAGAGGCUGAGCCAGGAGGAGCGAAAGAGACAAGAGACAAUAUUUGAGGUGAUCUCGUCAGAGCACAGCUACCUGCACAGCCUCACAAUCCUCAUUCGCCUGUUCAAGGAUUCAACAGAACUCAGCGAUACCAUGACCAAGACAGACCACCACCACCUCUUCUCCAACAUCGUGGACGUCUGUGAGGCCAGUUUGAAAUUUUUUAAAGAACUGGAGGACAGACACCAGCAGAAUAUCGUGAUUGACGACAUCAGCGACAUUGUGAUCAGACACGCCCAGUCGAAUUUUGAGCCCUAUGUGACGUACUGCUCUAACGAGGUGUAUCAGCAGAGAACACUGCAGAGAUUACUAAGCAAGAGUCCAUCCUUUAAGGAGGUCCUGAGCCGGAUUGAAGCUAACCCUGAGUGCAGGAACCUCCCUAUGUGCUCCUUUCUGAUCCUGCCCAUGCAGAGAGUGACACGGCUUCCUUUGCUUAUGGAUACUAUUUGCCAGAAGACGCCCAAAGACUCUCCCCAGUAUGAGGAAUGCAAAAAAGCUCUUCACUGCGUCAGCAAGCUGGUGCGGAAGUGUAACGAGGGAGCUCGUACAAUGGAACGGACUGAGAUGAUGUACACCAUCAACUCGCAACUGGAAUUUAAGAUCAAGCCCUUCCCGCUUGUUUCGUCCUCUCGCUGGAUGGUGAAGCGGGGCGAGCUGACGGCUUAUUCGGAGGAGAAGAACGGCAUCUUCUCCAAGAAGAUGUCACGGCAUCAGGUCUACUUCUUCCUCUUCAACGACGUUCUCAUCGUCACCCGCAAAAAGAGUGAGGAGAGUUAUACAGUGAUAGAUUAUGCACUGAGGGAUCAGAUUUGGGUGGGGCCAAGCCAGCCAGAGGAUCUGAACCUGUCUCCGACGCGGACCACCGCGGGCAUGCUGACAUCACGGCAGGGCGCAGUCAGCCACUUGUUCCGCCUCAAUUUCUGCAGCAACCGCACAGGAGAAAAAGUGCCCAUGAUUCUGGGGGCAGAGCUACUUAAUGAGCGUGCUCGCUGGAUCAGUGCACUGGGACAGAGUCAUAAUGAGAAGAGGAAUUCUGACAGAACAAAUGCCGUGCAGGUGGAGGUGAUUCGGACGUAUACGGCCAGGCAGCCGGACGAACUCUCACUGCAGGUGGCCGACGUUGUGUUGGUCUCUCAAACGGUGGAGGACGGUUGGUACGAGGGCAUGCGCCUGAGAGACGGCGAGAGGGGCUGGUUCCUGUCCCAGUGCGCUCAGCUCAUCACCUGCCAGGCCACCAUCGAGAAGAACAUGCAGAGGAUGGAUCGCCUGCAGGGGCUGGAGACCAAUGUAUGAGCUCCAUUUCCCUCCAUAGACUCCAGCAAGGAGAGAACAGAGCCAUAACGCUCAGGAGUUACUGGACCUUAUCGAUUAGCGGACGACUGAGAGGAUUAACUUGUAUGGUCACCCACAUGAUGUCCUCCAAUUAGGGACGCCUUCCAGCAGGACUUCUUUAUAGAAGAAACCAUGGAUGAACUCAUGUGGUUCCUGGAAGAACUGUUCUGUGUUUUUUAGAGCCUUGACUGGCAGAAGCUCUGUCCACACAACUGCUCCAGAAGGUUAGAGGGCCAGAGGGCCAGAGGGCCGGAGUCAGCCCUCUUUAACAGACUGCACAGGAACCCGAGAGGAUCCAGGCUCGGUGGCAGUUACAGGGAAGCUGUAUGGAGGGAUUUUAAAGAAUGCUAAUCAAAAAUGCUAACAUCGUGAAUGAUGAAUGGCUAAAGGCUAACAGAGUCUGGAGUAUCAGAUUGAGGUCACUGUUUAAUGACCCCUCUCAGCUUUUACUCAUUGUUACGGAAGUCCGGUGAGGCCAUGAGCUGUCGCUCUUAUUUUCUGGAUUGUUAUCCUGAGAUAAUAAAAGUAACUUUUUUCAAAAUAACAAUUCUGUUAUCUUGAGAUAACUAUCUUGAGAUCACAAGAUACUUAACUCGUUAUCUUAAGAUAACUUAUCUUGAAGUAAUGAGUUACUUAUCUCAAGUUUUAUCAUGAGAUAACAAAAUAAGUAACUUAUUUCAAGUUUUAUAACGGAAUUGUUAUUGUGAGAUAAGUAACUCGUUAUUUCAAGAUAAAACUAUCUUGAGAUCACAAGAUAUUUAACUCAUCUUAAGAUAACUUAUCUCGAUGAGUAAUUUUUUUCAAGAUAGGUUUUAUCUUGAGAUAACAAAAUAAGUAUUGUUAUCUUGAAAUAAGAAGCAACUCAUUAUUUCAAGAUAAAAUUAUCUUGAUCACAAGAUAAAUAACAUCCUAAUAUAACAAAUCUAUCGUGAGAUAACAAGAUAAGUAACUCGUUAUUUCAAAAUAACAAUCCAGAAAAUCCUAACUCCCUCAUGGCGUCUCUGAUUUCUGUACAUUGUUGGUAAUGUUAUCGUUUUUGGGUGGUGUUGCUUUACUUGCACUGGUCAGAUCGAUUGGCUCCUCAUUUCCCUUUAAAACCACCCAGCUGUGCAAACCAUAACGCAACUUGCUGUCAUCAGCCGAGUUACGUAACAAGCCCUUUGAUCAUUUUAACAAAGCUAAAUAUAUAUAUAUAUAUUUUUUUGCUGUAAAAAUAGUUUUUUUCUCUUUAUGAAUCCGCCGUCGAGCUUUAUGAAUUUUUAACGCGUCUGUAGAAGUUCUCUGUACAUAGACUUGUAACUGACAUCUCUGAUGUAUGAUAAAAGACUGUGGGCUCAGGGAAGGUUUCCAGCGGCGUAUUUAACCAACGGCGAUCUGCAUAAAUCGUCAGCACCUCCACGGGACGAAGACGAGCUGUGUGGAGUAUAACGACGCCUUGGCUAACGGCUUUUAUCUGUUUGUAAAGAUCAAGGGCUGCACUUUAAGGCCCUUUUAUAGAAAACUGGAGAAAUCCACAGGGGGUCUUAGAGGAGGGACGGUUUUCAGGCGUAGCCGUCUACCACUUUUCCCCCCACAUGAAAGUGACACUGGGGCGACUGUGACUCCCACUUAAGAUCUUACUCAGACGCUGUACACCAGAAUUUCAUAUCCAGCUUCAGAAAUGAACCGAUUCGGAGUUUAAAUGAAGGAAACCAGGACUUUUCAUUCCAGCUUCAAAUGGGGUCUCAGGGAGAAUGACCGCCUCCACAUGGACGACUGUAAAUCUAAUGUAAAUAUGUUCCAUAUUACCCUGCAGUUUAAACCACUAAUGCAUGUAGAUUUGUAUUCCAGAGAGGUUUUAUUGUUAUUGUGUCUGUAUUUUACUGCUGUGUAAAUAAUUCAUCACACAGUGUUUGUUUUUAAGAAAAAUUCUACCAAAAUAAUAACCAAAUCAUGGAGAAAUCUGA
Colossoma macropomum (tambaqui) is the source of this 4935-nucleotide messenger RNA. RefSeq names its product rho guanine nucleotide exchange factor 26-like. Gene Ontology annotation, molecular function: guanyl-nucleotide exchange factor activity; protein binding. The record is from RefSeq and is a predicted model, not a curated record. Gene Ontology annotation, biological process: activation of GTPase activity. NCBI's taxonomy places the organism in Eukaryota, Metazoa, Chordata, Actinopteri, Characiformes, Serrasalmidae.